Messenger RNA from Xiphophorus hellerii (green swordtail), 1998 nucleotides. Its product is annotated as intestinal mucin-like protein. The transcript has 15 exons. The coding region runs from base 1 to 1998 and encodes 665 amino acids. Lineage: Eukaryota; Metazoa; Chordata; Actinopteri; Cyprinodontiformes; Poeciliidae. Gene Ontology annotation, molecular function: protein binding. The record is from RefSeq and is a predicted model, not a curated record.
AUGGCUGUCCUGACUGGGCUAAAUGAAACAUUUCGGUUUCACUGUACCAUAGCCAAAUGUAUUGGAAACAACAUAGUACAAAUGGUUCCCUAUGAAUGCCCGCCCAAACAGAACAUAACUUGUACUAAUGGCAAAAAACCUGUUCUAAUGAAUGAUGACUAUCAGUGCUGCCAACAUUAUGUGUGUGACUGUGAAUGUGAAGGAUGGGGAGAUCCUCAUUAUAUUACAUUUGAUGGCAAAUACUACAGUUACCAAGGAAACUGCAGUUAUCAGUUGAUGAAAGAAAUUAUACCAAAGUAUGAGUUGGAGGUUCAAAUUGACAAUGUCCAUUGUGAUCCCACUGAAGAUGUUUCCUGCCCUCGAUCCUUGACUGUCAUUUAUAAAAAAAUAAAUUUUAAACUUAUAAAUCAUAAUCUCAAUGGACGGCCAGAUUUGGAGGCACUUAAAGAAGGAGUAGGUCUAAGUCUACCUUACUAUUAUCAAGGCGUCAAGGUGAUGAGCACUACACUUAACCUAAUUCUAGAGAUCCCUGAUCUUGGGGUGAUCAUUAAGUUCGGAAGAACUGGAUUUAAUAUCCUCCUUCCAUAUGAGAAGUUUGGAGGAAACACACAGGGUCAUUGUGGAACCUGCACUAAUAAUCAGGCUGAUGACUGUGUGUUGCCAACUGGUAAGCAAGUUAGUUGUGAAACAAUGGCAAACCAUUGGCUUCUAUUGCCAUCAGACAGUAAACCUGGCUGCAAUACCUCAGAAACCACACCAUCACCCCCAGGCCCUCCACACCCCAUUUGUGACCUACUUAUGAGCAGUGUCUUUGCAAAAUGUCAUCCACUGGUAUCUCCAUCCAACUUCCACAAAGGCUGUCUUUUUGACAACGAUCAUGUGUCCAACAAAGCAGUGCUGUGCAAUAGUUUGGAAACUUAUGCUGCUGCCUGUGCAGAGUUUGGAGUUUGUAUUCAGUGGAGGAAUAAUACUAAACUAUGUGCCAGCAAUUGUAAUUCAAACAAAGUUUAUAAGCCUUGUGGUCCUGCAGAACAGCCAACUUGUGAGGAAAAUUCCAACUACCCCAGCAUGAAUUAUACUACUGAGGGCUGCUUUUGUCCUGAUGGAAUGAAACUGUUUAGCAAGAAAUCUGAUAUAUGCGUUAAAAGUUGCGGAUGUCUUGAUCCUGAUAACAAGCCCCGUAAGUCCAACGAGACAUUUGAAUACCGAUGUCAAAACUGUGUCUGUGAUGAGUCCACCAAAACUGUGAUCUGCCAGCCUAAGGCAUGCCCAAUUCAACCUGCAAUACUAUGCAAGGGUCCAGGAUAUGUUCUUGUCAAUAUAAGUGAUCCAUCCAAUCCCUGCUGCACUAUUCGCGAUUGUCAAUGUCAGAAAAAUGCUUGCCCAGUCAGCUGUCCAGUUGGAUUUGAGUAUGUACAACCAAAUUCUGCCAAAGGUGAAUGCUGUGGAAAUUGUGUACAGACGCACUGUGUGAUCAGUAUUAAUGGUACUGAGAAGCUCUUGAAGCCAAAAGAUGUGUGGUCACCAACUGAAAAUAAUUGUGAGCAUUACAAAUGUGUUAAAAAUGGUCAAAUUCUCACAGCCAUCAGCUUCCGCAUUGUUUGCCCCCCAUUCCAAGAGAGCAACUGUAAAAAUGACACAAUUCAAACUUUAGCUAAUGGCUGCUGUAAAACUUGUGUGGCAAAGCCCUGCAAACUAGAGACCAUGAAAGCUGUUAUUAAACACAAUGGCUGUAAAUCUGAGGUGGAUAUGCCGUAUUGUGAAGGAUCAUGCAACACAUUCUUCAAAUACUCUGAAGAAGCAAAUGCCAUGGAAAAUUCCUGUUCCUGCUGUAAGGAGGCACGUGCCAGCAACCGUACUGUUGACCUGGCAUGCGACAGUGGUGGAACAGCACCUUUCACCUAUAUGCAUGUGGAGGAGUGCAGCUGUAGCCACACCGAGUGCACCGCACCUGCUGAACAACGUGUUCGCAGAAAGCGAAGCUUGACACUGCUGUGA